AUGGAAACGGGGAACGAUCUAAAAGAACGAUUAGAGAGGAGGAAGGAAGGAGUAACGGUGAACAGCAGCUUAGAUCACUUUCGGAAUCUUAAGGAAAACUAUAGACCAGCAACGCAGAGCUUUGAGCUGACCUGUUCGAUCCAACCGUUCUCCCACUGCUCUGUCACGCCGCUGAAAUGUACCCUGACACUGUGGCUAUUUCGAAAGCUCAAUCCAUACAGCGCUCGUUGGACCUCGCAGCUCGGAUAUGAGGCAAUCUGGUCUCCGCGAUUUAGCGGAAUAUCUCUCAAAAAAUUGCUAGACCUGUCAUAUAAUGAAAAGGGCAGACAACAAAUGGACAAGAACUGGAAUGGAUCCCUCGCGGAGCAAACGUCCUUAAGGGAGAUCAUGAGCAUGGGCUGCGUUGCAUGGACGCGUUUGCUGCCCGGAUGGGCUGAAAUUCAGCUGGUAACGACCAACGGAUGUGGAUCUUCGAAGUUCAGACAAUAA
Molecule: messenger RNA, 489 nt
Organism: Strongylus vulgaris
Lineage: Eukaryota; Metazoa; Nematoda; Chromadorea; Rhabditida; Strongylidae
Source: the annotation of a GenBank genome assembly